Molecule: messenger RNA, 1197 nt
Organism: Symbiodinium sp. CCMP2456
Lineage: Eukaryota; Dinophyceae; Suessiales; Symbiodiniaceae
Source: the annotation of a GenBank genome assembly
AUGCCUUCGUCGACUGCAGAUGCAGUCUCCGGCACCUAUUGGGUCGAAGAUCGGGGCCGUCACUUCUAUGACAUGGUGUCCCGGGGCUCACCGCGCGGCAGCGGAGGCCAGCCUUCGGAGCGAAGCCGUCGCGGCAAGCAGAUGGAUCGGCUCAAGCACACUGAGUUGCCUGCUUUGGAGAGCCUAGACGAGCUGCUGGCCAGGACCCGAAUCAUCUCAGAGUUGGACACGCAACGGCAGAACGAGGCGCCUUUGAAACUUCCUCCCAUCCGCAUGGAGACCCAGGACCAUCUGCAUCAACGGACUGGUGACUUCCAUGAGUGGCUGAGGCAUCCCAAAGCUCAGCCCCGGCGGCCGAGCGCUGACGAGGCCGAGCGGCCUCCUCUCUCCUGGCACCUUCUCCUGCUACGAGCUUCGUACGAUGACAGCUCCCUCAAGGCAACAACAGUUGCAGACUGGCUGGCAGAGGUGUUGGACCUGCCGAGCGAGAUCGCUACAACGCGUGCGCAGGCCGCUGUGACGCGCCCAGCCGUACACCUCGCGACCUUUCCAGCCUGGUCUGAAGUGACUGAGAAGGCGGACAGUCUGCGGGCUCUCGGCCUUGCAGUUCAGGUGGGAUCAACCAGCUUACACCGAGCCAUCGUCAGCAAUCGACGCAGCAAGAUUGGGGGUCCAGUACCCAAAGAGAGCUACAUGGAUUUGUUCACAGGAAUGGCCCUGGCCAGCCGCAAGGCAAAAAAGAGGCGGAUAAAGCGGCCUCCAGGCAGCAAAAGUCAGGACCACCGGAAGGUCUGGCGAGGAAUCUCGCAGAAGUUGGUCGUGAACGUUCUGUCGAAGGACCCUGUCCAGGAACUCUUCAAGGAGGAGAGUGGUGAGGCUUUUGGGGCUACAGACAGUGGCCCGGCUGCACUGACGACCGUAGGCACAGGACAAGGUGAGUCACAAGCCGAGAGAAACCAGUGGGAUGCUGCCACGCUGAGAAGGAGACAGUUGAAGAAGCUUCUUCAGCGUUCCAAGAAGGUGAUGGUGCAGGCACAGGCAAAGGAGCCGGAGUCCCAACCCGUCUCGAAGACGCCAUCGUCAAGGCCCGACGCCAUGAGCAGAAGUGCGAGCAAAAGCCAGAUUGAACGUGCCGUCCGUCUUAACCCACAUCGACGAGAGGCUUGCCAGAUGAUGCGCUUUUUCGUCUUCGGUCUU